Messenger RNA from Lactuca saligna, 447 nucleotides. Lineage: Eukaryota; Viridiplantae; Streptophyta; Magnoliopsida; Asterales; Asteraceae. The record is from the annotation of a GenBank genome assembly.
AUGUUGAACUUGAAUCCCGAUCAAAAUCUCAUUCUCGAUCUUGACUCCACUAGAUACAAUGAAACCCUAAGGCCGAUGAUUGAAUGUUUGAAGUACUCGCCUCUUGCACAAGCUCUUACCAUGGUAGAAUCUAUUCCAAUGGUUCAUCUUUCUAAGGCAUAUUCUUUUGCCACUUACAUUCAAGCAUAUGAAAUCAUAAUCUCCGAGGUUGCGAUGAGCAGGACCUCAAUCAACAAAGCCCGUUUCUGCAAAAUGAUAGGUCUUGAUUCAUCUGAAUACCUUGUGGAUCCAGACUUGAUUUCCUCUAUAGAUCCCAUUAAUAUGUUUUACCAGAUAGGUUACAUUUGGGAUAUCUCAUUGUUGUCCAAGUUUAGGAAGCCCAAUAUUCCUCCAGUGUUGAACGAUCUAUUCGCGUUGACGUUCAAAGGCUUUCUGAACACUUCAUAG